Molecule: messenger RNA, 2248 nt
Organism: Theileria parva strain Muguga
Lineage: Eukaryota; Apicomplexa; Aconoidasida; Piroplasmida; Theileriidae
Exons: 6
Coding region: 1-2226 (741 amino acids)
Source: RefSeq, a predicted model, not a curated record
AUGAUUUUGAGAAAAGUUUCCAGUUGCUCCGUCGGCGUCAGUAAUUUCGGCAAAUUACUCAAACCAACCACCAAAUCACACAAAGUCAAACUCUACCACAUGUCAGGGGAGCUGUGUGAGAUAUGGAAUGAGCGGCUUGAGAUAUUGAUGAAAAUGAGUAACAAAUUCAUCCCCGAACCCUUCACCAAACCAAUCGUCAAAUACAAUUCAGAUAAUCAAAUCAUCAACUCACUUCUCUAUCACUCCCAUAACUCCCCUAAUUCCACUAACUCCCCUAAUUCCACUAACUCCCCUAAUUCCACUAACUCCCCUAAUUCCACUAACUAUAGAGAUUCCACUAACUAUAGAGAUUCCCCAAACUAUAGAGAUUCCCCAAAUUAUAGAGAUUCCCCUAACUAUGGAGAUACUAUAGUGGAUUCUAAGGUUAGGGAAAUAGUAAAGAGUAUAGAGGAGGAGUUGGACGUGUUGAUGGGAGUGGACUGUGGGAUAAUAUUGAAGUGUUUGAGUAAACUGAAGAUUACAAAUGCAAAUUUGAUAAUCAAACUGUGUACCAAAGUGUUGUCCAGACACGAACCCCUCAGCAAAUUCGCUCUCCUUUACUCCUUACAAUCGCUCACCAACUUAUUACACAAUUUACUACACAGUGAAGAUCUUACUGAAGAUCACACUGAAAUACUUACUGAGUCACAAAAUGAGUCACAACUUCAGACUGUAAAAAAGUUGUUGAACCGGAGUUUGGAUGUGUUGGAGAAGAACUUGGACAGUUUUGAGCUCAGUUUGGUUGCUAAAAUCGUUAAUAUCAUCACCAAACCCAAUGUGAAACACGCACUAGACUCCUCCUCAACACUCAGAAUAAUAUCCAAAUACAUAACUGAAAAGUACUUAACUGACAAAUACUUAACUGUGAACAAUGAGUUAACGCCUGUGGUGGUGUAUUAUUUGGUGAGUGGGUUUGGGCGUAGUUCUGUGAUGGAUAAAAAGUUGUUUGACGGUUUAAAAAAUGUCAUUACUCUUCAGUGUAGUAAUUACUCACUUGACAUUCUCACCUUCAUCGCCAAUUCUUUUUCCAAGUUUAUCUCCAAUUGUGAUAGUAGUAAUAGUGUGGGCGGUCCCCCGCCUCACUACUAUCCGGGCCAAUCCCCGCUUGACUUUGACUUUCACACGGAUUAUACCCACUCCAACUGCUCCAUCACUGAUCAUAAUUCACCACCAAAUUCAUGUGACUCAGUAAUCAAAAAUGACACAGUAAACAAUGGUGACACAGUAAAUCAGGAUACUUCAUAUGUGAGAAUGUAUUGUGUGUUGGGGUGUGAGAUAGUAAAGAGAUCUUCGGAGUUGAGUCCGUUGCAUGUUUCGGUUGUGUCGAAUGCGUAUUCCAAAGUGUUAAUUUGUCAUGAGCAUUUGUUCAAGGUUUUGCUGGAAAAGUUUGAGGAACUGUUCUACUCCUUCGAACCCAGACAAGUCGCCAUGGUCCUACACUCCAUCACCAAACUACACUACAAACACACUUCUCCUCACUUGUUCACCAUAGCAUUGGAAGAUUUGUGGCGGUAUGACUGGCAGAGUUUGACAAUGUUAUACCAGUCCUAUGUGAAAAGUGAUUACAUAACCGAGAGUACAACCCAGAGAUUCGUUCGACACAUACACCAGAGGAUUGAGACACAUCGGAUGAGUGACAUACACCAGAGGAUUGAGACGAGUGUUAAUAUGAAUAAGACGGCGUUGUUGUCACUGAUUUACUCUUUGGUCAAGUCCAAUCACAUGGACACAGAGUUGAUAUUACUCUUGUCUGAGCGCAUAGAGCAGCGAAUUGAGGAAUACUCCGGAGACGAAGUCAUUAACUUAAUUUACUCAUUCUGCAAAGUCUACCAACAUGCAAAAGUUGUUCCCCAUGCAAAAAUUGUUGGACAUUCCAAAGUUAUUGGGCAUGGGAAGUUGUUGGAAGUGUCGGAAAAAGCGUUGGAAAAGUUACUCGUAAAGUUGGGUGGAUUCACGGAGAUAACAGCGUUUACGUUGGUGAAGGUGUUGAAGGUGUUUGGUGAAAUCAGAUAUGUUCCUGCUGCAGACACAGUUUUAAGGCUAAUUAAGCAUAAUUUACACACUCUCAACCGCCUGUCACACACACAAAUUAACUCUACAAUUCGAUCGCUGGGGAUGCUGGGCGUGAACGAUAUUGAUGUGAUUACAGUUUUAAACACACUUAAACACUCAAAGAAACAUACAUAAUCACUAAUUUAAUACUUAACUA